AUGUGACAAAGAUCUGAAAGGGAAAGUGCCUUAAACCAUCAUUUAUAUCUAAACAUCCUCCUCCACAAAAGCUGAGAACUGACUGACAUUGUGAUCUCUUUCCUGUGUCUUUGGUUUCAGGUCUGGGCACCAGUGAUGAGAACAAAUGGAGGGAGCUGCGACGGUUCACACUGUGCACCUUGCGAGAUUUUGGGAUGGGGAAGAAAAGGAUGUCCGAGAGGGUGCAGGAGGAAGCCCUUUGUCUAGCGGAGGAAGUGGCUACCACAAAAGGGCAAACUUUUGACCCAAGAAGAAGAUUUAGCAGUGCUGUUUCUAAUGUGAUCUGUGCAGUCGUCUUUGGCAAUCGAUUUGAUUAUGAAGAUCACACCUUCAUAGAGAACCAGCAGAUUGUGGAGUCUCAAAUAAGAUGGCUUCAAAGUUUCCUAGCACUGGUGUACAAUACUGUUCCAAAAAUUAUGGAUUACUUUCCUGGGCAACACAACAAGAUUUUCGCUGAUACUGAAAAAGUCUGUGAUUAUAUCCGUGAGAAGGUGGAGUUCCACAGGAAGACGUUGGAUCCUCAGAACCCCCGUGACUAUAUUGACUGCUUCCUUAUGAGAUUGGAGAAGAAGCAGAACUCGUAUGAGGUUAUCUACACUCCUGAAGAGCUUGUGACUGUUGUCUUUGGACUCUUUCUUGCUGGGACAACAAGCACAAGCCUGGCCUUGCUCUACAGCCUCCUAGUGAUGGCUAGAUUGCCACACAUUCAAGCUAAGGUGCAACAGGAGAUCGAUGAGGUGGUGGGUGCAAACCGCACUCCAAGCAUGGAAGACCGGUUGAAGAUGCCUUUCACAAAUGCAGUUGUCCAUGAGGUUCAACGGUAUCAGAAAGGGAGCCUUGAGAACUUUCCUCGGGCAACAACUUGUGACACAAAAUUCCAUGGUUACAACAUUCCCAAGUAUGUGGCUGUUGCGCCAGUCUUCUCCUCUGCACAUUUUGAUCCUCUCUAUUGGGAGACUCCAGAGAAGUUCAACCCAGAUCAUUUUUUGGAUCAAAAGGGUCAGUUCAGGAAAAGAGAGGCUUUCAUGCCAUUCUCAGCAGGGAAGCGGGCCUGUCCAGGGGAGGCCCUGGCUCGGAUGGAGCUCUUCCUGUUCUUCAGCACUCUGCUCCAGAAGUUCACCUUCCAUCUUGUUGGGGACACUAAAGACAUGGAUGUAAUGUCUUUGUACAUGGACUUCAGAAAUAAGAAUAACUACCCUCUUAUACGAGCUGUUAAACGUUCAUUGGACACUUGUGUUCAAUAAUUAAGAGAAGGAAAGAAGCAACAGUCCUGAUGGGUGACAGCUUUGCCUGCCUGUCUCCCUCCCUUCCUUCCUUCCUUCCUUCCUUCCUUCCUUCCUUCCUUCCUUCCUUCCUUCCUUCCU
This is a messenger RNA of Python bivittatus (Burmese python), 1403 nucleotides long. The record is from RefSeq and is a predicted model, not a curated record. Lineage: Eukaryota; Metazoa; Chordata; Lepidosauria; Squamata; Pythonidae.